Amaranthus tricolor (Joseph's coat) is the source of this 2613-nucleotide messenger RNA. RefSeq names its product putative nucleobase-ascorbate transporter 10. The record is from RefSeq and is a predicted model, not a curated record. Lineage: Eukaryota; Viridiplantae; Streptophyta; Magnoliopsida; Caryophyllales; Amaranthaceae. The transcript has 14 exons. Gene Ontology annotation, cellular component: membrane. Gene Ontology annotation, biological process: transmembrane transport. The coding region runs from base 111 to 1754 and encodes 547 amino acids. Gene Ontology annotation, molecular function: transmembrane transporter activity.
AUUGCUUAUAAGUUUAUAAUCAUCCAAGUAUCUAAGCAAUUUCUAACACAAAACUGUUGCUUAUUUCAAAAUUUAGAAAGAACUUAAGAUCACAUUUCUGAAAAAGAAAAAUGUCUGCAGGUGGAAAUGCAGGUGGAAAUGCAGGUGGUGGAAGUAACAAUACAAACACUAUAAGGAUCGAAGAGGUAAAACCGCAUCCAGUCAUGGAAACGCUCUCUGGGGUGGCGUUUUGCAUCAACAGCAAUCCUCCUUUGUUGGAAUCAAUCAUAUUAGCAUUACAACACUCUUUCUUGGCCCUCGGGAGUAUGACUAUUAUCUCAUCCUUGCUCGUUCCUCAAAUGGGCGGCUCCAAUCACGACAAGACGAAGGUGAUACAAAGCAUGAUGUUUGUUUCAGCAAUCAACACAUUGAUUCAAACAUUAGUAGGGACUCGUCUUCCUAUUGUUGUGGGUGCUUCUCAUGCAUUCGUUAUCCCAAUCACUAGUGCUGUUUUGUCCAUGAGAUCAUCAUGUUGUGAUUUACCCCAGUCUUCUCAACAGAACUUUGAGAAGACAAUGGCAGGAAUUCAAGGGACUUUGUUAGUUACAUCUGUUGUCCAAGUUAUCCUUGGUUUUUCUGGGAUUUGGAGACUUUUUGUAAGGUUCUUAAGCCCUCUUUCAAUGGUACCACUCAUAACAUUUACGGGAAUUGGACUCUUUUCUCUUGGUUUUCCUAUGCUAGCAGAUUGUGUAGAAAUUGGACUCCCUCAGUUAAUUAUAAUGCUUAUAUUUUCUCAGUAUGUAUCCAGUUUUGUGAAGACAAACAGGCUGAUAUUUGAUCGAUACGCACUCAUUUUUUCGACAGCAAUUGUUUGGAUUUACGCCUUAAUCCUUACUUCAAGCGGUGUUUAUAACCAUAAACCUCUAACGACUCAGCUAAACUGCCGGACAGACUAUGCAGGACUCAUACAAGAAGCUGCAUGGGUGUACUUACCAAGACCGUUUCAAUGGGGAAAGCCCACCGUUAACAUGAGGAAAGCUACUCCGAUGGUAUUUGCUGGACUUGUUGCACUUGUCGAGAGCACAGGCACAUUCAUUGCAGCUGCACGAUAUGCAAGUGCUACGCCUGUGCCUCCAUCAGUAAUCAGCCGCGGCAGUUUUUGGCUGGGUGUUGGGACAUUGUUAAACGGAGUAUUUGGCGCUGUUGCUGGCCCGACUGCCUCAGUAGAAAGUGCUGGUCUGCUUGGAUUAACCAGAGUUGGAAGUAGAAGAGUUAUUCAGAUAUCAGCUGGUUUUAUGUUAUUUUUUUCAAUUUUUGGGAAAUUCACAGCCUUUUUUGCUUCCGUGCCAUUCCCAAUUGUGGCAGCUUCCUAUUGCAUUCUCUAUGGCUAUGUCUCCUCUGCAGGUUUAAAUCACCUUCAAUUCUGCAACUUAAACAGUUUCAGAACAUUGUUUAUAUUAGGCUUCUCUUCUUUCAUGGCGAUCUCGGUCCCACAACACUUUCGGGAUUAUCUACUAAGAUCAAAUUCAAGCCCCCUUCACACUAGCUCCAAAUGGUUCAAUGAAUGUGUCGGGAUUAUGCUCGUAUCGUCACCAGUAGUAGCAGUACUGAUCGGAAUAGUGUUGGAUAGCACUAUGAACAGCGAGGAAGAGGAUUCGAGGAAUGACAGUGGGAAAAAAUGGUGGCAGAGAUUUAUACAGUUUACAAAGGAUAUAAGGAAUGCUGAGUUUUACUCUUUGCCUUUUAAGCUUGGCAAUUUUUUCCCUUCUUUAUAGAAGUAUUUUUUAAGCUAUAAUUUUAAAGUUAUUAGAGAAGGAGUAUGCACAUAUGCUUAAGUUUUGUGUAGCUAUGACUUGAAUUAGCAAGCUGGAUUAUGGAGUUGAAAGAAAACUUAUCUUUUUUCAUUUUUGUCAUGUGAGUUGUAUUAACUUUAAAGUUAUUAGAAGCUGAAGAAAAGUUACAGAUUUGAAUCUCAUUCGCUCUCGUCCAGUAGAAAUGAGGAGGAUUGCAUGUACAAUUCAAACAAGGAGAACAAUGAGAAACCCACCUACUAGCCCGAAGCAGGGGCGGAGAAAAAUUGACAAAGUUUUUGAAGGAAAGAUUAAGAUAUUCUUUUUUAACUAUUUUGUAUCGAAUUACUUAAUAUAUACUACGUAAUUUAAUAUUAAGGCCCCUAAUUUUUUGAGGUCCCGUGCGGUCGAACAUAUUGAACGUGCUCAAAACCCCCUUGGCCCAAAGAAGGUUAACUACUAAAAUCAAUUGGUAGUAAUAUGAGUUACAUCAAGUUUAUAAAAUAUUAUACUCUCUUUUUUUUAUCCGAUGUAAAGUCACAUGUGGACAAUAAUAAAUAUCACUAAUGUUUAAUUGAUUUUAUAUUUUUGGAUUAAGACUUUAAUAUUAUCGUUAGAAAUCAAUAAUUUUACGUUUGGGGCAUGAAUAAGGGUCGCUUCGAGUGAUGAGACGGCCGCUCCGUCCCAUUUUGUUGAUUGUGUCUUUUCUCAGUCGUUUUCUAGCGCUCUUAUAUAACAAACAAAUUUUCAUUAAAUUUAACAGCUGAAUUUUUGUCCAAAUAUGUUUAGUUUUGUUUAUACUAAAUCUAAACAAUAUCAAAUUUUGUAAAAACCUCGUAGUUUU